This is a messenger RNA of Naumovozyma castellii, 3216 nucleotides long. RefSeq names its product isoleucine--tRNA ligase ILS1 (gene ILS1). The record is from RefSeq and is a predicted model, not a curated record. The transcript has a single exon. The coding region runs from base 1 to 3216 and encodes 1071 amino acids. NCBI's taxonomy places the organism in Eukaryota, Fungi, Ascomycota, Saccharomycetes, Saccharomycetales, Saccharomycetaceae.
AUGUCUGAAAACAAUACGCACUUCUCCUUUUCUAAGGAAGAAGAUAAAGUUCUUGCCUAUUGGAAUGAAAUUGAUGCUUUCCACACCUCUUUAGAACUGACUAAGGAUAAACCUGAAUUCUCUUUCUUCGAUGGUCCUCCAUUUGCAACUGGUACUCCUCAUUACGGUCAUAUUUUGGCCUCUACUAUUAAGGAUAUUGUUCCAAGAUAUGCCACUAUGACUGGUCACCAUGUUGAAAGAAGAUUUGGUUGGGAUACCCAUGGUGUUCCAAUUGAACAUAUCAUCGACAAGAAAUUAGGUAUCAAGGGUAAGGAAGAUGUUUUUAAAUAUGGUAUUGAUAACUAUAACAAUGAAUGUAGAUCAAUCGUUAUGACUUAUGCUGAAGAUUGGAGAAAAACUAUUGGUCGUUUGGGACGUUGGAUUGAUUUUGAUAAUGAUUAUAAGACUAUGUAUCCAUCUUACAUGGAAUCUACGUGGUGGGCUUUCAAGCAACUUUUUGAAAAGCAACAAGUUUACCGUGGUUACAGAGUUAUGCCAUAUUCUACUGGUCUAACCACUCCAUUAAGUAAUUUCGAAGCUCAACAAAAUUAUAAGGAUGUUAAUGAUCCAGCUGUUACCAUCGGUUUCAAUGUUAUUGGACAGGAAAAAACACAACUAGUUGCAUGGACAACAACUCCCUGGACUUUGCCAUCAAAUAUGGCAUUGUGUGUUAACCCAGAUUUUGAAUACGUGAAAAUUUAUGAUGAAAAGAAAGAUCGUUAUUAUAUUCUAUUGGAAUCUUUGAUUAAAUCCCUAUACAAGAAGCCAAAGGAUGAAAAAUACAAAGUUGUCGAAAAGAUUAAGGGUAGUGAUUUGGUUGGAUUGAAAUAUGAACCUUUGUUCCCAUACUUUGCCGAAGAAUUUAAAGAUACUGCAUUUAGAGUUAUAUCUGAUGGUUACGUUACAAGUGAAUCAGGUACUGGUAUCGUCCACAACGCCCCUGCCUUUGGUGAAGAGGAUUACACUAUCUGUACAAGAGAAGGUAUUGUGUCUGAAGGUGCCAAUUUCCCAAACCCAUUGGAUGAUUUAGGUAGAUUUACCAGUGAAGUCACAGAUUUUGCUGGUGUUUACGUUAAGGAUGCUGAUAAAUUGAUUAUUAAACACUUGACUGCCACUGGUAACAUGUUGUAUCACACUCAAAUUCGCCAUUCAUAUCCAUUCUGUUGGAGAUCUGACACCCCAUUAUUGUACCGUGCUGUUCCAGCUUGGUUCGUUCGUGUCAGAAACAUUGUUCCACAAAUGUUAGAAUCCGUAGAGAAAUCUCACUGGGUUCCAAACGUUAUCAAGGAGAAGAGAUUCGCCAACUGGAUUGCCAAUGCUCGUGAUUGGAAUGUUUCUAGAAAUAGAUACUGGGGUACACCUAUCCCAUUAUGGGUUUCAGAUGAUUUCAAGGAAAUUGUUUGUAUUGGUUCCGUUGAAGAAUUAGAGAAAUUAUCUGGUGUUACAGGGAUUAAGGAUUUACAUCGUGACACCAUUGAUAAAUUGACUAUUCCAUCAAAACAAGGUAAGGGUGAGUUGAAGAGAAUCGAAGAAGUUUUUGACUGUUGGUUCGAAUCAGGUUCCAUGCCAUAUGCUUCUCAACAUUAUCCAUUUGAAAACACUGAAAAAUUCAGUCAAAGAGUCCCCGCUAACUUUAUCUCUGAAGGUUUAGAUCAAACAAGAGGUUGGUUCUACACUUUAAGUGUGUUAGGUACUCAUUUGUUUGGGUCUGUUCCAUACAAGAACGUUAUUGUUUCUGGUAUUGUGUUGGCCGCUGAUGGUAGAAAGAUGUCUAAAUCUUUGAAGAAUUACCCAGAUCCAAAUAUUGUCUUGGUAAAAUAUGGUGCUGAUGCUCUAAGAUUGUAUUUGAUUAAUUCACCAGUCUUAAAAGCUGAAAGUUUGAAAUUUAAGGAAGAAGGUGUUAAGGAAGUUGUUUCCAAGGUCUUACUACCAUGGUGGAAUUCUUUCAAGUUUUUGGAUGGUCAAAUUGCGUUAUUGAAGAAAACCUCUGACAUUGAUUUCAAAUAUGAUCCAAGCUUAAUGAGCGAUAACGUCAUGGAUAGAUGGAUCUUAGCCUCUAUGCAAUCUUUAGUGCAAUUUAUCCACCAAGAAAUGGGUCUUUACAAAUUAUACACUGUUGUUCCAAGAUUAUUGAACUUCAUUGAUGAAUUGACCAAUUGGUAUAUUAGAUUUAACCGUCGUCGUCUCAAGGGUGAAAAUGGUGUUGAAGAUUGUUUGAAGGCAUUGAACUCUCUAUUCGAAGCUUUGUUCACUUUUGUUCGUGCUAUGGCUCCAUUUACCCCAUUCUUGGCUGAUACUAUUUAUUUGAAGUUGAAGGAAUAUAUUCCAGCUGAUGUCUUGGCCAAAUACACCAAGGACGGUAGAUCUGUUCAUUUCUUAUCCUACCCAGUUGUGAGAGAAGAAUUAUUUGAUGAAGCCAUUGAAACGGCUGUUGCUAGAAUGCAAUCCGUUAUUGAUUUGGGUAGAAAUAUUCGUGAAAAGAAGAUGAUUUCUUUGAAGACUCCAUUGAAGACUUUGGUUAUUCUACACGGUGAUGAAGCUUAUCUAAAGGAUGUUGAAGCAUUGAAGGAUUACAUUACUGAAGAACUUAAUGUUCGUGAUGUUAUUAUCACUUCUGAUGAGAAGAAGUACGGUGUUGAAUAUAAGGCUGUUGCUGACUGGCCUGUUCUAGGUAAGAAAUUAAAGAAGGACGCCAAGAAAGUUAAAGAUGCUUUGCCUUCUGUUAGUUCUGCAGACGUUCAAAAGUACUUGGACACUGGUAAAUUAGAAGUAGCUGGUAUUGAAUUGGUAAAGGGUGAUUUGAAUGUCAUUAGAGGUCUACCUGAAUCGGAAACUGCUCAUGGUCAAGAAACCAGAACUGAUCAAGAAGUCUUGAUUAUUUUGGAUACUAAUAUCUAUCCUGAAUUGAAGACAGAAGGUUUGGCAAGAGAGUUGGUGAACAGAAUCCAAAAAUUGAGAAAGAAGUGUGGACUUGAAGCUACUGAUGAUGUUCUUGUGGAGUACGACUUGGUCAAGGAUACCAUUGAUUUUGACUCCAUUGUCAAGGAACAUUUUGACAUGUUGAGUAAGACUUGUAGAUCGGACAUUGUCAAGGGCACCGGCAAGGAAGGUGCCAUCGCCGAUGAAGAACAAGCCAUCAAUGACACCACAUUCAGGUUGAAGAUCUUCAAAUUGUGA